This is a messenger RNA of Mytilinidion resinicola, 1310 nucleotides long. RefSeq names its product aldo-keto reductase. Bases 192 to 1103 code for a protein of 303 amino acids. Gene Ontology annotation, cellular component: cytosol. The transcript is spliced from 2 exons. Gene Ontology annotation, molecular function: aldose reductase (NADPH) activity. NCBI's taxonomy places the organism in Eukaryota, Fungi, Ascomycota, Dothideomycetes, Mytilinidiales, Mytilinidiaceae. The record is from RefSeq and is a predicted model, not a curated record.
GUUUUGUCGAUUAUGUGAUCACGUUUUCGCUUGAAUACAGGCUCGAGCGAAAGCUUCGCUCCAGCCCUUCUUGCGGUCGCAAGCCCUGCUCUGCUUCUCGUGAAAAGUACAACCACAAGUUCAGUACACAGUCUGCCGUGCUUUUUCGCUUGAACCACCAUCACAACAUUCUUGUUGAAAGGCAUACCAGAAUGAGUGACCUGCCUUUCGUUUACGGGACCGCGUGGAAGAAUGAUGAAACGGCCUGUCUCGUGUCUCAAGCAUUAGAUGCUGGAUUCAUUGCUUUCGACACCGCGGCCCAGCCAAAGAACUAUCGUGAGGACAUGGUCGGCCAGGCUCUACGGGCUCAUUGCGGUAACGACACGUCAAAGAGAGAAUCGCUUUUUAUACAGACCAAAUUUACUCCCUCUUGGAGUCAAGACCUUGAUUCGAUACCAUAUAAUGCCGCUGGAACGCUCGAGGAUCAAGUACGGGAUUCAAUCCAGCGCUCGCUCUGGAACCUCCGGUUUUCUGUCGAUCAGGACGAUUCUAGAAACUAUAUUGAUGCGGUGCUACUCCAUACGCCCCUUAAGAGUAUUGACGAUACUUUGAGAGCAUGGCAAGUUCUCGAGGAAUUCGUGCCACGAAAGAUAAAGCAACUCGGUAUCGCCAAUACCAACUUGACAGUGCUCAAAUUUCUCUGGACAAAGGCAACCACCAAGCCCGGAAUCGUUCAAAAUCCCUUCCACGCGAAGUCCGGUUACGACAUGGAUAUCCGCAGUUUCUGCCGGAAGACUGGGGUUAUGUAUCAGUCAUUCUUGACUCUGACUGCGAAUGAGCAUCUGCUGAUUUCUCCGCCGGUAAUCGAGGUGGCACUCGCUACCCAGGCUUCUCCAGAAUCGGCACUGUAUGCUCUGACAAUGGCUCUGGGCGUUAUCGUGUUGAAUGGCACGAAAUCCAAAUCCCACAUGCUGUCAGAUCUACAAGAGGUUGCUCGCAUCAUGUCCUGGAUGAGAGCUAAAAAAUCGGAAAAUGACCAUGUCAUGCUGAGGUUUGGGAAGUUCCUUGAACCUGAGUCUGAACAGGAGGAUGGAAGCUCAAGGCCUCUACCGCCGACAGCCUGAAGAUUGUAAUCAUUUCACUUUUGAUCUGCAUACUACUCAAUAUCCAUGCACUCAUGUUCAGCCCUUAAUUGUUCCUUUGCUCGUGGUUUUGUUCGUGGCCUACUUUAACACGAUGCAGGCAUUCCCACACACAUGUGAGCAUGCAAGCUCCUACAAGGCUCUCGAUACUGAUUUGCAGCCUUUAUGGUUGAUGAAGACAAUCUGAGC